AUGGUGAUCGAAGAUUUAGUUUCGAGGAUUAUGGUUCCGUACCUACAGCAAUACGUUGACAAUUUUGAUAAAAAGAAUUUAAAUAUUGCUGUUCUGAAAGGUGUUGCAUCGUUGAAAGAUGUAAAACUCAAGGAAUAUGCACUGGAUAAUAUUUCCGACACCAUUCCAUUUUAUAUUUCGUUUAGCCAUAUAUCGCUUCUAGAAUUUGAUGUGCCCUACACGAGUUUAAAUGCUAAAUCAGUGGUUUGCAGUUUGAAGGAUGUUUAUAUUGUACUCCGACCAAAGAUGAAACGGCCCUAUAAUCAAGACGAAGAAAAACAACGGCAACGAGAAUUAAAAAGGUAUCUUCUGGAUCAGUUUGAAAAGCAACAACUAGAAAAGGAAAAACAAAAAGAGAAUCAAGAAAAGACUGAAGAGGGUUUUUUUGACAAGUUAAUCGAAACAGUUUUGAACAAUUUGAAAAUCAAACUCGAAAAUAUUCAUAUACGGUUCCAAGACGAUGACAAUUGUGUUGCUGGUUUCUCAUUGGACAGUAUGGAAGUGAAUUCCACAGAUUCAAGUUUCGAAAAGAAAUUCCAAAAAAAUUUGGGAGAAUUGACCUACAAGCUACUGACCAUGCAAAAGCUCUCUAUAUAUUUAAAUCCAUGGUCUGAACAAGAAAAGAUUGUAAAUGAUUGCAUUCAAAAUAGAAUGAUGAGCGAUCAAGAGAUCAUUCAGAAAAUUAAUUCAAUACAAAAUAGAGUGUAUCUAUUGAAGCCAGUCGAUGGCUGCUUAAAACUUACCAUGCAAAAACUUUCAGCCUCUGGAAUAGACUUAAACAAGCCACAAUUUAACGCCGUUUUUGAGUUUAUGAACGACAUUCAAAUGUGCUUGAGUCAGAAUCAAUAUAAUUCCAUAUUCAAAAUUAUCGAGUAUUUGACGAACUACUCGGUGCAGAGUCAGUACAGACAUUUUAGACCAAACAAAUUUGAUCCACUUGCGUAUUGGAAAUAUGCCAUCAAUUGUGUGAUGCACCAAAGAAGGCAAGAAAGAAUGAGCAGAAUUUAUGAACAAACUCUUGCUGACACUUGUAGAGAAUAUGUCAGAGUUUACAAGGUAAUUGUAAAAGUACCAUGGGUCCAACAUAAAGCGACUCCAAACGAUGUAAAUAUAUUUAAGAAAUUUGAGGAAGAGAGAUCUAUUCAGGAAAUUCUAUAUUUCAGGAAAUGCGCUCACAAAGAGAUUAAUCAAGAAGCAAAAAACUUUGAAGAGAAUAAGAAACGAAAAAGUAGUUGGUUUUCAACUGAAAAAUUGCAAGAGAAAGCAAUCGAGCUCUCUGAUAAGGUGAAAGAAGAAUUGUACAAAUCUAUUGGAUUUGAAGAAUCUGCUCCUGUAGUUAUGCCUGAUGACUAUGUGAAGGUGCAAGUGCAUGUAGAUUUGGCAAAGCUUUCCUUCCUUGUAUACCACGAAAAGAGUGAUCUCAUGGAGUUGGUUGUAGAUAGAUUUGUGUCUGAUAUCCAAGUACUUCCUCAUAAGGCAUUCAGGGUUAGUGCUUCAAUGGGAAAUUUCACUCUAUAUGAUAGAUUCUCAGGCACUCUCUAUCCUGAGUUCAUUACCAAAUCCAAACGAUGGUCAGAGGCCGCCUCUUCUAAUUUACUUUCUAUGUUCUUGGAAAGGCGAUCACCAAUAGAGAAAAAAGAAAAUGAAAGUGACAUCUAUUUUUCACUUAAUUUAGAUCAGAUAGAUAUAGUCGUCAAUUUUGAAUUUUUCCAAAGAAUAUUAAGCUUCCUUUAUUUUGACAGUGUAAAUAUCAAGAGGUUGGAAAAGGAAGCAAAAAGGCAAAUCAAAAAAGUGUCAAAGAUGGCAAAAAAAGAAAUCAAAGAAGUAUUGAUGCAGGAUGAUACGACGGUAGACUUGUCUUUGAAUAUUAAGGCUCCACAAUUAAUAAUCCCAUGGAGCGUAUCGGAUCCAAAUUCUCGGUUCCUCCUAAUCGAUUUUGGUAUGUUCACUCUCAAGAAAGACACCAGUGUGCCAUUGCGCGAGAAAUUUGAUAUUAACAUGGAGAAUAUGGAAAUUAUUGUUCCAUUUGACAUCAAUGCUGUUGGAUAUUUAUCUAACGAGCUGCACAUUGACAAGUAUGAUGUCAUUCUAGAAAAGGCGUCGUUUUCAGCAAGCGCCAUGAAGUACAAAUCUGCCAAUGUUGAAGAAAAAGUGCAAGUCAUUGUUAAUGUGCCAUGCAUCAAUUUUGUGUUAUCCAAAGAGAGCAUGGUUGCGGUAGCUGUACUAACACAACAGAUUGCAGAAUUUAAUCAGAAUCCAACUGGAACGAAGCAAAAAAUCAAUGAUCUAAAAAUUAUGGGAUCACUCCUGGUCAAUCAUGAUGACUCUGGCUUUGCACCAUUCUUUGUGGAAGUGAGCUCAACCAAGAAGAUAUUCUUUUAUUCAGAUGAAAGCAAGAAAUAUUUGAAAAUUAUUGCUCACCUUAAUAGCCACACCAAAGUAUGGAAGUCAGACAAGUAUGAGAAUACUUUUUGUGUGAUGCUACCACAAAAGAAAGGCUAUCAGACCAAAUAUAUCUAUCUACAGUGCUCCUCUGCUGAGGAAAUGGAAAACUGGGUCACUACUCUAACUAUGUUUAUUUAUUCAUUCAACACAAACUUCUUUGUAGAUGACUUUGCUGAUAUUUUGAAAGAAGUAAGCUUUUCUGACGAUGAAGAAGAAGAGGAGAAGAAAGAAGGAAUUUUAAUUGCUAUCCGAUUCAACCUGAAUAGUUUUAUUUUGUCCUUGUCUCACCAUGACGUAAAUUUAGCUUCAGUGAAUUUCUCAAACCUGCAGGCCUACUUUAGGCAAUAUCACAAUUUAGAUUCGAAUUUGUCUCUUCACCUCCACACCAUUAAUGUCAAAUCAGAGGUUAUCAAGGACAGAGAUUUUUAUUUGAUCAAAUCCAUUGAAAGCCAAUCAGAUCAGGACGAGAAGGAGCAUUUGGUGAAUGUUAACUUUACGAGAUCGAUUGAUCCUACUUCACCCAUUUAUGAUCCAACAUCUCAAAUGAAACUGAACGUAGCAUUCAAAAGCUUACAUUGCUUCGUUGAGCCAGCCAUACUUUCCAGUUUUAUUGACUAUGGAUACGAUUUACAAGAUAUUCUGGAUCAAAUUACAGCAUUCAAUAAGAUUAAUUACUAUUCCUUUGUACCUGAUGAGGAUGAAAAAGAUACUGGACAAAAAUUUAGUGACCUGGCUAGAAUGUUGCUCGAAGGAAACGAAACGAGUUGUAAACUCUUGACCAUGCAACUGGUUGCAGGCGAGUCUAAUAUGCUCAUUCUUAAUAACGGUGCAACCAUUGCAGAGGUAGUCAUUAACUCGGGAACUAACGUUUCUUGUUUCGUGGAUUUGGAGACAAUUACAAUAUCAGGUAAUUUGAGAAAUAUUCAACUGUUGGAUCAUAGUGAGCCAACUUCGUUAUACAAAGAAAUUCUUGGACUCUAUGAUAACAGUCAAGAUUCAGUGGUCACUCUCACAUAUAAGUAUGUGUUUUCGAGCAUUUCCUUAGCUGAAUUGGUUGAACAAGAUCCUGAAAGAGACUUAAUUCAAAGAGGAUCCAUCAACUAUAGGCAAUUUCUGUCAAUGGAUACGAGUGCCAUCAAAUAUGUACACAUUCAACGGUUCUACAGAAAAGCUCAGAGCUACAUUUCCGGCCCACUACUCAAUGCCCUCAAAAGAGAGUCAACAAGAAACAGAAUUAACUUCUCAGGACUAGAUGGAAAAGACAUUAUUAGCAAAAGAAUUAUUAACAACCAAAUCAAGUUGAACAUCAAAAUUACCAGCCCUGUCGUAAUUUUCCCCUCCAAUUUCCAAUCUAAGGACCAUUUUCUUGCCCAUUUGGGUAACCUGGAGGUAGAAAACUUUUUAAUUGGAGACUCUUCAAACCCCGUCGAUCAUGUCAAAGUACUUCUAAAUGACAUUAUGUUAGAAUUUGUGUCUUCUGCAUCCAGUCAACGGGAAAAAAUUCUAUCAGACAUCCAUAUCAAAGUCAAUGUGAAAAAACCUAUUAUUACGCCAUUUACAAAGACCAAGCAGAAUAAUGAAUUUGACAUUGCAAAAGAAGUCGUGAACGUUGAUUUUUCAGACAUUGUGUUCAAUUUAACACAUAGUCAGUAUCAGACAAUUUUUGAUUUCAUUAAUGGAAAUAUUAGAGACGGUAUGAGAGACAUUAACGAAGAAAGAAAGUUCUAUCAAUCCAUUGGAAAACUUGUAACUCGAAGAAAAAAGAAGGACAUAAUGAUGAAAAGAGUUACAUCAGAGAGGGCAAUUGACAGUAUGUCCUCAAGUAUUAUAAUUACCGAUGUCCAUGUGACAGCUCCACAAAUUUCAUUAGUGAUUCUUAAAAAGAAUGGGUCAAACUUUGCAAAGUUAGCUGUGACUGAUCUUCAACUUAAUAAUAAGAUUGAUAUUAACGAAUGUAUUCGUCUACAGAUGACUCUCGGUUCCAUUAUUGCAAGUGACAUGAGAUCGAACACUUCAAACGUUUUUUCCAACUUUAUUGAAUUCUCAGAUCCUACAGCUUGUUUUUCUCUCCAAUAUGAAAAUGAUAGAUUACAGUUUAAGGAAAAGGUUAACCUAAAACUUAGUGACCCAAAAAUUGUAGUAAUUCCUGAGCUUCUCCUAGAUUUCAGACAUUUCUUUUCAGAUACUCACUACUUCCAAAAUGAUACUCUCGACGAGCUCUUAUUGGUUGGAACUACAGUUGAUGAAACUGCCGAGUAUGACACAAUUCUUGAACAGAAUGAAACUCCAGAAGAGAUCGAAAUUAAGGCAAAACUGGAGCUUAAAGGAGACUUUGGAACCCCAAGAGUCAUCAUUCCAGAAAAUUCUGAAGACUCUUCAAGCAAAUUACUUGUCCUUAAAUUCAGUAGUGAGCUUGACUUUAAUGCUACUCAAAUUGGAAAAUCAGAAAAGGGAGUAUUUAAAAUCACUGGUCUCACCGUCAUUGUUACACAUGGCACGAGUUCGUUGCCUCUCCUUGAACCUACUAACAUUGAUGUUGCCAUAAUGAGAUUAAAAAGCCAAGAGGAUGUGAAUGGACCAAAGGAAGAACGAGUCAUUAGAGUUUCAAUUUCUGAAGGAGCAAGCGCUAGAUUAUCUUAUCAUGACGUGAAAAUGUUGUAUACGAUUGCAGAGCAAUUCAAACAAAAAUUAGAGAUGCCCUCCGCUCUCUCACAGCAAGACAUUACCUCAUAUUUACAAGAGGUCGAAAAUAGUGAUGUUAAACCUCACACUGCUCCAAUUAUUGCAAAAGAUUUCAAGAAAAUGAUCAGUGAGGAACUUUUACCGCAAACGUUAGUGAACAAGUUUAUCAUUGAAUCCAAAACAAUGAGUGUUUUAGUUGUGGAUGAUCUUAGUGGAUUUGACAUUCCUAUUAUUCGACUUCAUCUCAGUGGAUUUCGAUUCAACUCAAUGAUCAAGUCAUUCAGUACAAAUGAAUCUAACAUAUCUGCUUACUUGGAACUUUUAAUUCAUGGUGAUUGUUAUAAUUUCAAAUUGGCUGAAUGGGAACCCAUUAUUGAGAAAAACAAAGUUCCCAUUCAUUGCAUGUAUCAAAAUCAAAAGGAACAUCCAAAGCAUAUCGUUCAAGUAGAAUGUGACGACAUUAUUGAUUUGAAUGUUACAUAUUCUUCCUUGGAAACCAUACUCUCAACAGCACAAGCUUGGGCCAAAGAGUUGAAACGAGAAACUGUCUCAAAAAUCAAAAAGCUAGCCAUUACCUUUGAGCCUUUUUCGAUUGUUAAUAAGUGUGGACUGGCCAUAAGUUUCAAGGUUGCAAAUGACUUUGUUGAAUUGGAACAAGACAAAGAAGUCAGAUUUUCAUUUCCAACAAACGCAGCAGAGAAAAAGAACUUUGUGACUUUACAAAUAGGCCCAAACACAAUCAAAACACUCGUUAACAAAAACGGUAUAUAUCCUCAUUCCUUGAUACUAAAAGAUAAAGAAUUAGGACAGCUAGAGUACCAAAUAUACAUUGAAGUUAAAGACAAGAAAAAACGAAAACUGAUCAUUAUUCAUAGUGGAUGUAAAGUUAGAAACAAAACUGACAAAUAUUGGCAAAUUGGAUGUCACGUUGGGGAAAAAAUUUUGCCUCUUGCAUUCCUUGCUCCUUACUCAUCACUCUACAUACCUUCACAAUUUGUAGUUGAAGAUGGAUGUUUGGCAAUUAGACCUUGUAAAGAUCAAGUUACCAAUGAUGAGGCAUUAUCAAGCGAGUACAAGUGGACAUCAAAUGAUCCAACGGUGUAUUCCUUGAAAUCGUUCAGGAAAACCCAUGCAAAAACGAUUCUCAGUAGAAAUAAGCACAUGACAAUCAAAAAAGAUCACAUGUAUUGUAUUCUUCACUCAAAAUCUGUAGCGAACAACAAGACGAGAAUUAGCAUUAUACCACCUUUGGCAAUUCAGAAUGUACUUCAAGAGGAUGUUCAAUUUGCUCUUUUUGGAAGCUCUUCAAAAGAUGCCAAUGUUAGAAUUGCGAAAUACAGCGAUACCAUUCAGAAAGGAGAUACUAAAUAUAUUUACAAGAUUGACAUGCAAAAACCGAAAAUGUGGAUCCAAAGUAUCAUUAAUGGAUGGCAAACAAAGGACAUCACACUCAUUUAUACAUAUGGAGAUUCACAAGAAGAAACAUGUAAUACCUUCUCGAACUUUUUCAUGGAUGGACGAAUCAUUAAUUUACGAUACGACGUUUUCAGUACUGAAAAUGCCUAUGUUAAAAUUGUAAUCUACUGUCCAUACUUGAUCAUGAAUAAUACGCAGCAUGAUUUUGAAGUCAUUGAAGUUUCAAAAGAAAACUACAAGCUGGGUUGUUGUACUACCAUUGACGGUAUUCCUGCCACCAUGUUUAAUUACUACAGUGAGAGCUCUUCUAUGAUAUUCAGCAAAAAAGUAUUCCUAAAGUCAUCCCAAGGUUUUGUUUCUAAUCCAUUCUCAAUUGACUCAGUUGGAACUCCAUCUGAAUUAAUUCUGUACCAUGAGAGCGACAAAACCAAGAUUCCUCUCAACAUGGGAUGCUUUGUUAGCUUGGCGAAAGGAAAAUAUGAACGAACAAAAAUUGUAGAAAUCACUCCAAGAUAUUUGCUCAUCAAUGACAUUCAUUCGAAAGAAAAAAGCGUGAAUAUUGAGGUUAAACAAUUUGGAGAUGACUCUAAUAUUUUAACAAUUGCAAAACAAAAAUCUUGUCAUUUCUAUUGGACAAUUGAUUGCAACAAAUUGGAUAGCAACGAAGCAGACAACCCCUUAACAAUUCACUUCCGAAGAAAAAAGAUUCCAAUGAUUUGCAUUCGCCUCAAAAACGUUGACGAAGAGGAACCAUUAUUCAGCGAAUGGUCCAUACCGUUCUCAAUUGAUACUUUGGGAGAAAUUCCUCUCAUUAUUGGAAGUAAUUAUAUCACUACAAAGAUCAUGCAAAAUAAUGGUUGUAUUCAAGUCUCAUUCACCCGAGCUGCUCUACCACCAUACUUUAUCGUCAAUCAAACAUCACAUUCCAUCUCAGUUUCUCAAGUUUAUACAGGAGAAAACAUUGUAAUUGCUCCAAACAAAACCAUACCCUAUAUGGUUCCUGAUAUCAAAUCGAAGCACUCCAUUUAUGUCACACUGGGUGAAAAGUUUAAGUUGGGAGCUAUUGAUAUCGAUAAAAUCAAGAAGAGCAAAUUUAUUCCCAUUCCACAACUCAAGACAUCUAUUUUCAUUCGAUUAACAACUUACAGAGGCUACACACGAGUCAUCAGCUUUCAAGAAAAAGAUGUAAAACCAAAUCAACAAUCAUUAGAUGCAGAUCAAGACGAUUCACAACAAAGCUUGGAGCUAUUUCAAUCAUACUUUUAUAUUAAGGGCAUUGGGGUUUCCAUUAUUAAUCAAAAUCAAACAGAAAUUUUAUACGCUCAUGCUGAUAACAUCUCUGUCAAUUGCAACAUUACAGAAAAUAAUAAGCAACUUUUGGAAGUUAAAGUCCACAGAAUGGGUAUUGAUAAUCAACUCGAUCAUUGUACAUUCCCUAUCAUGUUUACAAAUGCAAACAAAUUAGGAUUGAGAGACUUUUUACAUUUCAGCUUAAUUAUGGACACCAAAGAAAAAGAAUUUGAUUACAUUCCAUAUUUAUCUCUUUUAAUGCAAGAAGCUAAAAUUGCCAUUGAUUUCAAGCUCAUUCAUGAACUCCUAAAGAUGGUAUCAUCAUUGCAAGGAAAAAAGACAAACCAUGAAAAGCAAUACAUCAUUUCCAAAACAACAGAACGACGUGAAUUAGAUUCACACGAACAACCACCACCAUCACAACAUGAAGAAAUAUUGUCUAGUUUCAAUUAUAGCAUUCAUUUGAAAUCACAACUCAAUGAUCGAAUGAUUUACUUUGAGUUGUUACAACUUCAUCCCAUCAAAUUGAAUUUGAGUUUUGUAUUCAAUGAAAUUCCCAACGAUGAAGAACAAGAUUUAUCCAUUAUAUUACGUACACUUGGAGCACGAUUAAGCAUGAACAUUGAUGAAGCCCCCAUUCGAUUGAAUGCACUUAUUCUCAAUCAUCCACCUCUCUCCUCUCGAAUACAACUUGUUGAAAACAUUAAGGCACACUACACGAGAUAUGCCAUUUCAGAAAUGUUUUCAAUUCUUGGAAGUUUUGAUAUUAUUGGAAAUCCAGUGGGUCUCUUCAAUGAUAUUGAUAAGGGAGUUUAUGAUUUAUUCUAUGAACCCAUGGAAGGCAUUACAAAAUCUCCAAAAGAAUUCACACUCGGUCUAGCGAAAGGAACGACAUCGUUUUUCAAGCAUUCCAUUCAUGGUACAUUUAACACGGCUUCAAAAGUAACAGAAUCCAUUAGCAAUGGUAUUAGUUUGUUGACGUUGGAUGAAGACUAUCAAACGAAACGAAAAGAAGCAAAUCAUUUGAGUAAGAGACCAAAACAUAUUGGUGAAGGAUUAGUUUCUGGAGCACAAUCACUCUCAAUGGGUCUAUUGGAAGCUGGAACAGGUCUAUUUGUGAAACCUAUUGAAGGUGCUAGUAAGGAAGGAAUUUCAGGAUUUUUGAAGGGAGUUGGAAAGGGAAUUAUUGGAAUGCCAGUCAAACCCAUCACAGGAGUAUUGGAUUUUGUGUACAAGACAAGUGAAGGUUUGAAAAAUACCACACAAUUCUUUGAUAGAGAAUUUCAAAUCCAUAGAAAACGAUUUCCUAGAUUUGUUGGAACAGAUAAGAAGUUGAGCAAGUAUGACGGAAAUGCCUCUUUUGGGUACUAUGUGUUUUCUGAUCUGAUGAAACAGGGAAUUAUUCCAAAUGGCAGCACCUAUGUGUCUCAUUACUUUUUAACAAGCAGUAAUGAUGUUGUGUUUUUGAGUACACAGCACAUUUUUCAAGUUUCUUGCUUGGCUUUACCACCUGCACAACACAAUGUGGCCACACAUCACAAGGUCACCAAAUAUUACUCAUCACAAAAUCCACCCAAACCAGAAAACGUUUUGGAUAACUUCACAUUAACAUGGAUUCAUGAAAUCAAAACCAUCUCCAAGCUUGAUUGUUCACGCAACAACCCGAAUUCAAUUGUUUUAAGAGUGAAAAGUCAAACUUCAUGGUUUGGUUUUGGGGAUCUGUAUGAUGACGUCGUUAUUGAAACUGAACCACACAACAACGAUUUGCUUGCAAAACUACACCAACUGCACAAAUUCUAA
Molecule: messenger RNA, 9672 nt
Organism: Naegleria fowleri
Lineage: Eukaryota; Heterolobosea; Eutetramitea; Acrasida; Naegleriidae
Exons: 1
Coding region: 1-9672 (3223 amino acids)
Biological process (GO): protein retention in Golgi apparatus; protein targeting to vacuole
Cellular component (GO): extrinsic component of membrane
Source: RefSeq, a predicted model, not a curated record